AUGACAUUUGCAGAAGGAAAACUUUCACUGGAUGAGUAUGUAUUCACUUUGAGAAAUAUGGUUGGCACCAACAUGCUUGUAGAAGCAAUAGCAAUAGGCAAAGGGAAGAAAGACCUUACCCACACUACUAUUGAGCCUUCGAAAAUUAAUCAUUCCAUGACUCAUCUUGCUGGGGUACCUAGUGGUAAAGAAUGCUCGUCUCUUACCUCAAGCGAAAUCAUCAAGUUUCUGACAGGUGAUUUUCGGCUAAGCAAAGCUCGACGCAGUGACCUUUUCUGGGAAGCCGUUUGGCCACGUCUUUUAGCAGGAGGAUGGCACUCCGAGCAGCCUAGGAGUCUUGCAUAUGCUGAUCCAAACUAUUCUUUGGUAUACAUUAUACCCGGCGUUAAAAAGUUUUCCCCGAAACUUGUGAGAGGAAGUCAAUAUUUUGAUUCCAUUAGUGAUGUCUUGAAGAAGGUCGCAUCCGAGCCUUGUCUCCUCGAGUUUGACAAUGAAGCAGCUAAAGAUAGCACAAAGAUGAAGGACGACGUGUUAGCUCUACAAACAGAACAGGACUUGGAGGGUUUAUCAAAUCAGAGACGCCAAACUUAUCUCCAGCCACCAACUUCUACUUGUAGUCAAAAUAUAAUGAAAUUUACAGUCGUUGAUACCAGUUUGUUUCGUGAAAGCGAAAGGGUGAAUGUGAGAGAGUUGAGAUUUUUGCCUCCGGACCCUUCAAGUACACGCAUGGAGCCCACAUGUUCUAACAAGGAAAAUAGAAUUUCAGCUCCGCUGGAAAAUGUAAUUGAGACCAGACCAUGCAAUGACACAGCAGAUUGUGAAACCGAUUAUUGUAACAAGCAAUUGCCUUCUACUCCAGAUCCGAUGAGUACAGUGGUUGAAAAUCAUCAUGACAGAAGCUCUACUGCCGCCCCUCGCUGGAAAUCAAGGAUGAUGGUGAAUUUCCAAUUUAGUCGGAGACUGAAAAAUCACAAGUUAAAUCAUUCUGCUUCCAUCUCUGAUGAGCGGAACUUCACCAUUGGCAGCAAUAAAAAAUCAACAAAUGAUGCUGAAAACAUCUCUGUGGAUGUUAAUUUGAAUAGACAGGGAUCCUCCGGUUCGAAAAAUAGUCCAGUCAUUGAACCAUACCUAAAUUUGUCAUCAAACGGCACUUUCUCUGACAUCCCAAAGGAGAGCAGUGAAAGAAAUGUUAAUAAGAACUCUCCAGGUAGUGAACUGUCUACUGAAAAGUCCCAUUCCAUGAUAUCGAUUGGCUUGAAUUCUCCUCAGGUCCCUACGGAUUCUCAACUCGUGAAGGAGUUUUCUCGUGUUAUGCCUAAUACUAUCGAUUCGUCUGUCGACAAGUCAUUCUUACACUCCGAAGGAACUCAGCAGUCCGGGAUGUUGGUUACACACAAUGCUGGAGUCACUUCAGGGAAGCAGCCUGUUGUCAUUGGUCGGAGGCAGAGCACGAGAAGCAAACCUAGUACGAAAGGGUUGGAAGCCAUUGCAUAUGGAUUCAUAGGCACAAAACAGAAAAGAAAGAGUGUGGAAGCCAUUUCUCAAAAUGACUGCAUGUCAAUGCCUUCACGGUGCGCGCAUGGGAAGAGUUGUAAGUUUGGAUACUCUGAAUGA
Molecule: messenger RNA, 1614 nt
Organism: Fraxinus pennsylvanica
Lineage: Eukaryota; Viridiplantae; Streptophyta; Magnoliopsida; Lamiales; Oleaceae
Source: the annotation of a GenBank genome assembly